UGACGCUGGGCCGGGGCGGGGGGCCCGUGCCCGCUAUCGGGCCGUCCGGGCGGGAGGCAGGGCUAGAUCCGGGCGGUGAAGGUCGGGACGGGAUCCGGGGUCGCGUUUAAGUUUGACGGACCUGUGGGUCGGAGGCGAAGGCCCGGAAGGAGGCUUUACCGGGGCGCGCCGCCGCUUUCUCCCGGUGGAAGGUAAAGCCCCAGGCUUGCGCAUCCCUCCCAGGCUCGCGGGUUCCUGGCCCGGGUCCCACGCCUGGGGCAGUUCCCCAAACUGGGAGACGGAUCGGUGUACGCCGAGGGGAGGAGCUUAGGUGGGCUGAGCCAGCGUGUCUGGGAAGCAAGCUUUCCUUCUGUGUGACCCCGGGUGGCCAGACUGCCCCUGGACCGAAAAGACCGGGAGUCGGGGGAGAGAGAAGCCGGGGCAGCUCUAAGCAGCUAAGGGGAGAGAAGGGUGGAGAUGUGGACAGCCAGCGGAAGUUUUGAAGUACAAGCGUGGACAGGAGAAUAGUUUUGUUUACCCCAGUGAAUUCCUGUCAGAGGAGGUUGGGGUCCCACUGGUGCCUGAAGUUAACGAAAAGGGUCCCGUUGGGUAUCCGACAUGGUGGCUGGGGACUCUUGGGAAGUGACAGCCUGUGUGGGGUGUGUCCUCCGUCUUUGCACGGCUGUGUGAGCGUUUACCGACUUGUCUGUCGUGGAGGUUCUUGAGCUCUGUUCUGUAUUGCUUCCCUUUUCGGGGUUUUCAUGGCCAGCUUAGCUUACCUUUUGGUUUGCGCCUGGGGGAUGUCUUCUCAGCAUUGAGCACGCGCCCUGAGGUGCUGAGUGUUUUGUUCGUUUGGGGUGGAACUUUAUGCCCUGUGAAAAUUCAAGGCCCCAGGACAGUGUUUGAGCUCUCGAGUCACUAUGCUUCUGUGAGCAUAAAGUGUUAAGUUAUUUUCAAAUAAUGCCAGUAUCCAAGGGGGGGGAGACCUAAGUUGGGGUUUGCGGGCAAGAUUGAGCAAGGAAGAGCCACCGUCUUCCUUGAGACUAAAUCUGGAUUGUCCAGUGUGAGAGGACAAAGGUGCCCAGACCUUUUCUGCCGGCCUGAAUGGUGGCCUUGGUGUCCUGCAGCCAUCCAUAGCUGUCAGUACUGGGAGGAGGACCGAGUUGGGGGCAACCCGGCCUUGAUCAACCUCUCAGGCUCUGAAAAGCUCUCUGAACUACACCCCAGCACAGCUGUCCCCCAAAACGGUCUGCCUAGUCCCUCUGUCCCUGGGCUGUCACGCAGCUGGAAGCACUGGCUCUGCUGAGACCUGCCCUUCCCCGUGAGCAUACUAUGAGUGUGCACACACGCAUGUUUGCACACACACAUAUGCACACACACAUAUGCACACACCUUUGAUCAGGAGGCAAUUGGCUGCGCUUGUGCUGAGUUGAGGCCUUUGGUGAGGGUGAAAUCUGUUGAGGAGGCACUUUUCAGCUCCCAGCCGCCUCACUCUGCACUUUUCUGUGCCAUCUCAGGAAGUCACCGUUUUUUGCUCAGCAGUCUGGGGAGAGCCCUCAUCUCCCUCACCUCGGCUUAGGUUGCUGGUGUGGUGUGGGGCUGACUUGUAGGAAAAACAGAUCCAUUCAGGCCUCUGGUUCUGACUUCUGCCUUUCUCUUUGAUCUGGCCGCUCUCUUGCCUCCGAAAAUCUAAUCCUGUAGACUUGUCUCUAGCUGCUGCGCUAGAUAUGUGCUUGUAGCCACACGUGCUGUUCAAGGCUGAGAGUGGGGGGUCUCUGCUCCAAUGAGAACACGUGCCUUUGCUGCCAGCGUCAGUUCUCUUGAUAAGUAUGUGGACCCCCGCUCACACAGCACAUUGCUUCCUGACGUGCUCACAGCCUUCAGCCUCACCCGCAGGUCCUUCCUCACAACCUGGAGAGGAGAGGGUGUUUACCCAUGGGACUGGGGGGGUUGGCUAAGUGGGGAUUCCCAGCCUAGGUGGAUAAAAAUGGCCUUGGUGGGGCUUUAGAAAGCUGAAAAUGAGACUGAGUGCCAGGGGCCGGCUGGCUGUAGGAGGGAGUAGAUGUUUUCCUGUUGUUCCCUGGCCCUGUGGUCACUGACCCUAGGCAGAAAGCCAGAGACCAGUCAGUGACCCAAAGGGCCUGGCUCUUGCCUGCUUCCAGCUAACAGUGCCCUUCUGUGCUAAUUGUGGGGUGCUUGUGAAACAGUCUGUGUUGGGUGGGGCAGAAGCACAGGAUGCCACAACAGGCCACAGGAUGGUUAGUUACUCCAUGUGUGAAGGAGGUGGACAGGGAGGACUGGAGGGCCCAGGCUCAGCUCCUCCCAGCCUGAUUGCCUGCUCCCUGGAAGGUGAGAGGUUCCCAGGCAGGCAGUGAGGACAAACUCGGUCCUCUGCCAGAGUGAGGCAGGAAGCAGCCCCUCAGUCCUAGAGGGAGAAGGGGCUUUAUCCCGGGCCAGCUGGGAAGUAGGAUCCUGGAGUACAGGUCCCUGGAUGACCCUUGCUUGCUGUAGUCCCAGUAUUGGGUCUCCCGGGAACUGUUGGCUGGCCUCGGAGCGGGAGAACGGCUCGGGAAGGGAGGGAGGUGAUGUGCUGAGUCAGCGUGACUCGCCAGGAACAGUGUGCUCCGGGGCAGCGCUGGGGUUAUUUUUAAAGCUCGCUUCCUUCUAGGCUUGCCCCUCCUGCAGCCCAGACCUUCUGAUCUCUCUCUCUCUGUUCCCUUUGUCUUUUACCUUCACAUCGCUGAUUCUUCCUCUGGGAAAAUCUCCCUGACUUCCCACCUAGCUCUCUAGGCAAAGGGCCUUCUGAAGAGCCCAGCUCAGGAUAAGCAAGGUGCUUGGGCUGUCCUCAGGUCAGAGUGCCUGCUCACUGUGUCCCCCGGGUUAUGACGACCCCCAAUAAAGGAAGCAAGGCCUUAAAGGUGAAGCGGGAGCCCGGCGAGAAUGGCACCAGCUUGACCGAUGAGGAGCUGGUGACCAUGUCGGUUCGAGAGUUGAACCAGCACCUGCGAGGCCUCUCGAAGGAAGAGAUCAUCCAGCUGAAGCAGCGCCGCCGCACACUGAAGAACCGGGGCUACGCCGCCAGCUGCCGCGUGAAGCGAGUGACGCAGAAGGAGGAGCUGGAGAAGCAGAAGGCGGAGCUGCAGCAGGAGGUGGAGAAGCUGGCCUCGGAGAACGCCAGCAUGAGGCUGGAGCUCGACGCGCUGCGCUCCAAGUAUGAGGCCCUGCAGAACUUUGCCAGGACCGUGGCCCGCAGCCCGGUGGCCCCGGCUCGGGGUCCCCUCGCUGCUGGCCUGGGGCCCCUGGUCCCUGGCAAGGUGGCUGCCACCAGCGUCAUCACAAUAGUAAAGUCCAAGACGGAUGCUCGGUCAUAGGGACACGUGCAAUCGCCGGGCAGGUCGUUGAGGGGCCGCUAGGUGCGUGGCAGAGUUGGCAGCCCUGUCCCUUUCCCCCUCCCUGUCCUUUCUCCUCUCCCUUCCCCGUUUCCUUUCCUGCAAAGCACAACCUGCACCCAGGGGCACUGGGCUGAGCCCCUUUGAUACCAUCCUUGUCGUCACGCCUGUGUUUUGUACGUUGGGACCGGUCAGUUCAAAAGUGAUGUUGGGUUGCCCCUCACCCCUUUGUACCAAGGCCAUGCGGGCCGGGGGUCCAGAGUGGGCAUUGUGGGAAAGGACAAGCGUGCAAAUGGGAAAGUGCACUGGGCUGAGGUCUGCCCGUCUCCUUGGUGGUCUGCAGGCCCCACAGGCUGCCAGGCUGCAGGACUUGAGAGCUUUCUUUUCAGAUUCCAGUGGGCCUCUCGGCUUGAUUGAGAAGGAAGAGGCGGUCUCUGCCUGAAAAGUACUUAUGUCUCGAAGGCCCUGGGAGGGUAGGCUGCCAGCCUGGAAACUGGGGCAGGAGCCAUGGUGCCGGAGCCUGGCACAGUGCACUGGAUAAGACCAAAUCGCCGGUUAAACGUUUGGGUGGAAGGUGUGUUUGUGUCCUGCGAUGGGUCCGGUGUCACUGUUUACACGACCUAUUUGUGUGGUUAUAUAGCCCUUUAUUUAAGAGAAGUUCCUUUUACGAAGUUAUUAAAUUAUAUGUUUAAGAGCUAAAAAGAAAAAAAAAGCUGCAGAGUAUUUAUAAAAUUGUCUUAAAAAAACAAAAACAAAAAACAACAUUUGACCGUCUAAAUGGAGAAGGGAAGAAAGUAUAGUAGAAACUUUGCUAGUUUAAAAAAGCCCUUUCUUGUAAACAUGGGGACAGCGCUGUGGCUGUUGGAGUUUAGUUUUUAUACACAGAGUUAUCAGACAUUACUUAUAAAACUUAGUUUAAAAAAAAGGAAAAAAAGAAGAAAAAAAAAAAGCCAAGCUGCAAGCCUCCCAGAGGCUGUCCUCUUUGAUAUCUCUUUUGCAAUUGUACCGAAAGUGACUUACUCCUUUGCCCUUCCUGCUUCCGUCUUGCCGGUGCCGUGGUGUUGUCCGUGCCUGGUGAGGUUUUGUGCGGCCGUAAAGUGCUGGUGCUUCUGGUGACCUUUGACCUGUGGCUGUCCCUGUGUUUUGUGUGUGCGUGUGUUUUGGAUUUCGUGGUUUUGCUUCUGCUGGCUUGCUGGACCUGGGUUGGGCUGGGGUCCCAGGCAGAACUUACUCCAGGGGAGUACAGGAGGCUGCCUGCCAGCUCCUGUUCCUCUGCACUUGUCCCAUUCCUCUGCCACCUGGUCCCUCUGAGCCUUGGCUUCACCUGUGGGCCUAGGGCUUGGGUUGGUACAGUGGCGGAGUCAGUGAACUUGGGAGCUGUCUUGGGUUCCCAUUGCUGCUUCCACAUCUACCACCUCUGGCCCCGGGUGGUGACAUUGCAGGGACCAAGGAGUCACUGUGGGUGCCCACAGGGCUGUGGCCUACCUGUCUCUGGCCGUCUUCCUCCUGGCCUCAGCUUAGCUCCUAUAGGCUUCGUUUGGGGCCUUGGCUAGGCCACCCCAGCACCUGCCUUGUGGGUUGGGGGAGUCCUAACACCCACCUGUUCCUGAACUCCCGUCCUGUGGGGUAUUGUUUCCCAGGCAGAUUGGUCAGGGGUCCCGCUUGGGGCAACCAUUCUCCCCUGCCUCACUGUGAGAGCCUGGAGGCCUCCACCAUUGCUAGACAAGGGCUUCGGCCCCAGGGCCAGGUCUGUGUCUUCCCCCACUGUCUGCAGCUCUUGGCUUUGGGCCCUUCUGCCUCCCUUCAGGAUCUGUGUCUUCCAGGGAUCCGCUAUUUGACUUGCAGGUGCUUCCCUGCAGGGUCCAAGCCUGCCUCCUUAUGAGCCCAGCUGUCCAGUGGAGGCUGCCCACCUUCCAGGCUUGGCUCAGGAAGCUCCUCCUAAGCAGAUGACCCCUGUCUGGUCACAUGGCCCCUUGCUGACGUUGCUUCUUGCUGACAUUGCUGGUGUCUUCUCUGGGGCCCCUGGAUCCCUGAAAAGCACAGAAAUGUGAGCUGAUGAAAGGAAAGACUGUGGCCUGAUAGGCCUUUACCUCGUAGGCAGCAGGAUUUUCACUCAGUUUGACACAGCUUGCAGUGCUCUGGGUGCGGGACCUCUGCCAGCCCUGGCAUUUUAUUUUGGUGGGCUUCUUUGGCUCAAGGUGCUCAGACACUCCCAUUGAUGCCUGAGUCAGAUGUGAGUGGCACUCUGAACUGUUGAUUAUAAGUUACCAGGUGACCUCAUCCCCUCCCCUUGGCUCUCUGACUGGUAUCCAGAUGAGUUGCUGAUUCUGACUGUGGCAGCAGAGCUGGAAUGGAUUGUGCCCAUGCCUAGAGGAGGAGAGGGAGAGGCUCACCAAGCUUUUUGGUCCUGGCUGGGUGGUAGUGUAUAACUGAGCAUGGCCUUCUGUGUGCCUAGCUCCAGCCUGCUGGGAGGAUGAGGAAGAGGAGGUUGAGGCUGGGUGUGUGUUGAACAGAAGGAGCAGGUCUUAGCUUCUCGACUGAAUGGAGCCGUGCUCGUGGCUUUCAGAUUUGCAGCCUCCGCUUCUUGGGUCUGGGAGCAUCCCUGCUGGCAGCCCCGCAGAGCCCCUCUUUGCCCGUACCCUUGAUCUCCUGACAGUACAUCCUGUGUCCAGUUGUGACUGUUGACUGUUUUUCUGAUCAUUGUCAAUUCCAUUUUCCUACUGUGAGGGUGUUGUAUUUGACUUUCUGACACAGCGAAUGGAGAGCUUUGGCUGAGGCCAGGUCUCCCAGACUUCUCCGCUAAGUAAACCAUAAUGUGCACCUUCCCUCCUGCCGUGACUUUGCCUGACCUCCUUCCUUGGACGUGGACACUCAGAUUUCAAAGAGAACCCAUCAUGAGGUGGCUCGGUUUUCUCUAGAGUGCUGUCCCAGAGAGUCCUCCCCUCUAUUGUGUCUGGCUGCUAACGUUGUGGCAUUGGUGCAGGGUCUCCGUGCCAGCAGUGAGUUCUUCUGGUUCCACUAUCAUCACCAGGCUUCCUACAGGCUGUUCUCAGUUCACCAUUCAGGUCUGUGUGUGUUAGCAGCAGCCUUGGUGUUCGGUGCCAGGGUUUGCAGUUCUGAUAAGCUACAGCCCACUUGGAGAUGGUGAGGCCACUUCCCUGCUACCUCCCUCUCUCGUGUGGCCACUUGGCCAAAGCUGCCAUCCACAGCUGGGAUGUCUGAGCCACAGCCUGCUGCACUGCUUCCGCUCUGGGAUCUUCUGAGUUACUUUUUUAGGCUGUGGUUUAGUGAAAGGAACCAACACAUUAACGAUUUUUUUUCCCCAGAAGCCACUGAAUAAUUCUUGGCUUGUUUUCUUGUUCCUGGUGGCUGCCUGGUUUGGGAGCAGUCGUGGAGAAGAGGAUGGAACCAGUACCACACAGGCUGCAGACAGCCUGCCUGUUCUGGCGUGUGUCCUGGCAUGUGCUGUACCUGCUGGGCCAGCUGUACGCGUUUCUACCCUGCCCCUGCAGCAGCAGCAGCGCUAAUAGGUGGGAGUCUGAGGUGGAGUGUGCUAGGGAGUGUCCCUGAUAGAAUCCCCUGUUCUCUGUGACCCCAGUUGGGCUUUUGGCCCCUCCAGCAACUUCAUGCCCCAGCCCUGCAUUCCCCCCCCCCAUCCUCUCUCGUCUGCUAGUCCCUGAAGCCUUUAACCAAACUGGAGUGGGUACAGAAAUCCUUCUCCUGGCAACUUAGGGCAACAGGACAAGGGCUAUUGUAGGUCUGGCUCUGUUGGGUCUCCUGGUGCUGAGAGGUGUGUCCAAGCAGAGUUAAUCAGCCCCUGCCUGCCCUGCAGGGCUGAAGCCAGGGGGAGGUUAGAGAGUACCCUAAAUGGGGUAGGGGUCCUUAAAGAUCUGAGGAGGGGCUGGGGUGUGGCUGCAAGGUGAGACCCGGUUUCCUGCACCUGGGCAGGGCCCUCGGGGAUCUGGCUGCAGGUGAGGUCUGGACGUUCGCCCCAGUGUAGAGCGAUCAGUCCCUGGCCUCAGCCGGCAGCAGCCUUGGUGCCCAUCCAUGCCCUGCGCAGUAUUUAUUGCUAAAUUAUUGUCCAGGAGGGGCGGCGCUGGGCCAGGCCCCCGGGUAUUUAUUGCUGUACAUAGUGUAUGUUUGUGAUAUAUAAGGUUUUCUUUAUUUUGUAUAUGAUCAAUAAACGCCUUUUAAAGAGA
Meriones unguiculatus (Mongolian gerbil) is the source of this 7567-nucleotide messenger RNA. It is a transcript of the gene Mafg, whose product is annotated as MAF bZIP transcription factor G. Bases 2862 to 3350 code for a protein of 162 amino acids. The record is from RefSeq and is a predicted model, not a curated record. The transcript has 3 exons. Gene Ontology annotation, molecular function: DNA-binding transcription factor activity, RNA polymerase II-specific; RNA polymerase II cis-regulatory region sequence-specific DNA binding. Lineage: Eukaryota; Metazoa; Chordata; Mammalia; Rodentia; Muridae. Gene Ontology annotation, biological process: regulation of epidermal cell differentiation; regulation of transcription by RNA polymerase II. Gene Ontology annotation, cellular component: nucleus.